CUUUUUGGAAUUCCAGAUCCUCGUGUCAAAGAUUGGUUUAUGAUGUCCUCACCUGUACCCACAUUUUUAUUAUGUGUAUUUUACGCUUAUUUUAGUAAAUCUUUAGGACCAAAGUUAAUGGCCAAACGUAAGGCCUUGGAUUUAAGACAAAUACUAGUUUGGUACAAUCUAUUUCAGACCAUAUUUAGUGCGUGGAUAUUUUAUGAGUAUUUAAUGAGCGGCUGGUGGGGUCAUUAUAAUUUUAGAUGUCAACCAGUUGAUUAUAGUAAUAAUCCUUUAGCCUUAAGAAUGGCACGCGUUUGUUGGUGGUAUUACAUUUCAAAAUUCACAGAAUUUUUCGACACACUAUUUUUCAUAUUGCGUAAGAAAACACAACAUGUUUCAACACUGCAUGUCAUUCAUCACGGUUGCAUGCCCUUCUCUGUGUGGAUGGGCAUGAAAUUUGCACCAGGCGGCCACAGUACCUUCUUUGCCUUAUUAAACUCAUUUGUACAUAUUGUAAUGUAUUUCUAUUAUAUGAUUGCUGCUAUGGGACCAAAAUACCAAAAAUACAUCUGGUGGAAGAAGUAUUUAACUUCUUUCCAAAUGGUUCAAUUUGUCGCCAUUUUCACUCAUCAAUUCCAAUUGUUGUUCCGUGAAUGUGAUUAUCCUAAAGGUUUUAUGGUUUGGAUCGGUUUACAUGGCGUUAUGUUCCUAUUUUUGUUCUCAGACUUUUAUAAAGCCAAAUAUACAAAGGCUGCACAAAAAGUUAAAGCCAACAGUACGGCCAAUGGUCAUAUUAAAUCAUCGACAAUAUCCGAAUCGGAGAAAGAACAUCUUAUGGCCAAUGGCAAUGGUAAAUUAUAUACAAAUGGUGAUGUAAUUUAUGCCAAUGGUAAUAGCAAUAAAGGAGCUUGUAUGGUAAGUAGAAGAUCAAAAUGUUAAUUAAGCAAUUAAUAU
Messenger RNA from Lucilia cuprina (Australian sheep blowfly), 939 nucleotides. Its product is annotated as elongation of very long chain fatty acids protein AAEL008004-like. Gene Ontology annotation, cellular component: endoplasmic reticulum membrane. The record is from RefSeq and is a predicted model, not a curated record. Gene Ontology annotation, biological process: fatty acid elongation, polyunsaturated fatty acid; fatty acid elongation, saturated fatty acid; sphingolipid biosynthetic process. The coding region runs from base 40 to 924 and encodes 294 amino acids. Gene Ontology annotation, molecular function: fatty acid elongase activity. The transcript has 5 exons. NCBI's taxonomy places the organism in Eukaryota, Metazoa, Arthropoda, Insecta, Diptera, Calliphoridae.